AUGCAACUGUCUUCCAAAAGUCAUUGGUUGCCACGCAUGACAAUUCCGACGGAAAAGAAACGACAGUUGGACCAAGCGGCCAUCAACUGCACUAUCUCAGAUGCCCGGCCGUGGGGUGAUUUCAAACGAUCUGGAAUGGCUAAUUUUUUAUCUGUGGCUGUGCCCGGUUACACCGGUCCGUCGAGUAGGACAGUUCAACGGAUGUUAGCCAAACUGUAUUUCCAGAAGCAAGAAGAUUUCAAAAUCGAACUGGCGAAAGUGCCAAAUGUAUCGAUUACGGCUGAUUUGUGGCAAAAUGCAAGGCGUCGUCAUUACUUGUGUAUGACAGUUCAUUGGCUCGAUUCCAAUUUCCAUCUCAAAGGAAAGGUGCUCAGCUUUCGUAAAUUCAAAGGGCGCCAUCUUGCAAUUCGCAUUCGUCUUCAUAUGAAACGAAUUAUUGCUCAAUAUGAUUUGCUCAACAAAAUCACAGCAUCAACAACAGAUAAUGGAUCAAACAUAAAAGCAGCUACGGGACAGAUCCGUUUCUUUGGUGUUCGAUUUCAUUGUUUAGCUCACGCGUUAAACCUCACAAUUCACAAAGGUUUACAUCUUUGGCCAAAAAAGACAAAAUCAACAACCGGAACUCAAAAUGUUUCCGAUGAAAACAACGAAUCAAUCGACUUUGCAGACGAUGAUGCUUCAGAUGAUGAGAUCGCAAGUGAUCAAAAUGAUGAACAAGCGGAGUCAGAUCGAAGCAGUGAUGGAGAAGACGACGACGACGAACAAUUCGAUCGAGAUGAUGACUCAUCAGCAUCAUCGUCAUCAGACAAUGACGAUGACACAGCAGAUUUUUCAUCGCCAUUGCAGAUGCACGACAUCGGUAUUCUAAUGGAGAAAUGCCGAACAAUCAUUACAACUAUUCGAAAGUCCAGUAUUCUUUACGAGACCGUUCAUACUCUCGCCAUUGAUUCGUCGAUAAAGGCCGGUCUUAUUAUUGACAUGCGCAUUCGUUGGAACUCUUCCUAUAAGAUGCUUCAGAGAUUAUUGCUCUAUCAAAGUGUGCUCGACAAGCUAUAUGAUCAGCUCGAUUCGUUACCUGGCAUCACGGACAAACAACGAAAUAAACUUUUCGAUGCAAAAUUGUCAGGAGCGGAUUAUAAUAUGAUUCAGUCUCUGCGACGUGUCUUAGAACGAUUCGACGAGGCAAUCAAAGUUUUAUCUGGACAAAAGUAUCCAACUCUAUCGUUGACCUAUGCAAUUGUGUUCAGCCUCUUACAUUAUCUUAACUACCAAUCCGCCGAUGUACUCGACAACGAGAUCAAAGAUUUGCUUCUCGACUCAUUCAAUAAAUACAUGAUUCGCGACGGUAAAGAAAUGGCAUUAAUUCGAGUGUCGGCUUUACUCGAUUCAGUUAUUAACGAUUUGCUCACACCCGAAGAUAAACAAGCCGCUGAAACAUUCAUCAUCAAGGAGGUAAUCGUCAAAUUUGCAUCUUGUUGAAGAAAUAAUUAUUCUGAUUGUUCACGAGAACAACUUUUUGUUCGAAAGAGCUAGGUUGAUUUAUAGAGAAAAUUUUCCAUGUAUUGAUACGCGGCUUUAUUCACAAGUAUCCAUUGGUACAAAAUAUUCUUGAGC
Messenger RNA from Didymodactylos carnosus, 1614 nucleotides. Lineage: Eukaryota; Metazoa; Rotifera; Eurotatoria; Philodinida; Philodinidae. The record is from the annotation of a GenBank genome assembly.